CCCGGAGCCUGAGAACGGGGCCGGGGCCGGAGCUGCCGGCCGGAGGAUGCCUGGCGGAUAAAUGUGGCCUAAACCCGACAUCCCUUUGCUGUUGUUGUUGAUCGUGACUGUGGCGGAGCAGGAACGGCCAGGUUGUGGAGGUCAUGGUUUAGGAAGAAGGGUCUAGGCCCGAAACAUCAGCCUUCCUGCUCCUCUGAUGCUGUUUGGUCUGCUGUGUUCAUCCAGCUCUACAUCUUGUUAUUCCAUGGUUUGGGAACAGCUGUCUAGGAGCCUUGAGCUGCGCUGUACUCCUGGACAAUUUGCAUGUAAUACUGGAACAAUUCAGUGUAUCCCUCUGACUUGGCACUGUGACGGCUGGCAGACCUGCGAAGAUGGCAGCGAUGAACUGGAUUGUCCAGGUAUAAUUGGCGAUCAUCAGAUACAUCGCAUGAAGGAAACGGUGGACUUGAAACAUGGGCGUGGCAGAGGAGCUGAGGACACCCGCUUUUACCCUGUUAACAUGGGCCAGCCAUUUCAAUUGGAACGGAAGUGCCCAACUGGCUGGCAUCACUAUGAAGGGACAGCGAGCUGUUACAGAGUGUAUUUAAACAGCGAGAACUAUUGGGAUGCUGUCCAGAUGUGUCAGCAAGUGAAUGGAUCACUGGCCACUUUCACGACCGAUCAGGAGUUACGCUUCAUCCUGGCCGAAGAGUGGGACCUGGAGGAGCGACCAGUGAGCCGCAAGGACCAGCGCAGAUUCUGGGUUGGCUAUCAAUACAUGGUAACCAACCGAAGUCACACUUCCCUCCAGGGGCAAUGGGAAGUAGCCUACAAGAGCAGUUCCUCCGAAGUCUUCCUUCCCCCAGAGAAGGUAACAUUCUUUGGGAUGACCAUCUCUGAACAGGAGAAUGUGUUAUGUGCUCAGCUGCAAUGCUCCCACUUGCCCAGCCUACGGCACCGUGGAUUGCACAGCUGGUAUGCAGAGAACUGCAAUGAGAAGUCAGCAUUUCUUUGCAAGAGAAGUCAAACCUGUGUGGAUAUAAAAGAUAACGUGGUGGAUGAGGGCAAGUAUUUCACUCCAAAGGGGAACGACCCAUGUUUGAGCUGCACCUGCCACAAUGGCGAACCAGAAAUGUGUGUGGCCGCUCUGUGUGAGCGGCCCCAGGGCUGUCAACACUAUGAAAAGGACCCAAAGGAAUGCUGCAAAUUCACCUGCCUGGACCCAGGUAAAGCAGAUAGCAACAGUAUUUUUGACUCUAUGGCAAGUGGAAUGCGUUUGAUUGUGAGCUGCAUCUCUUCCUUCCUUAUCCUGUCGUUGCUCCUCUUUAUGGUUCACCGAUUGCGACAGAGACGCAGAGAACGAAUUGAGUCUCUCAUUGGUGGCAAUUUGCAUCAUUUUAAUCUGGCCCGGAGUAGAAUGCCAGGCUUCGAUUAUGGCCCAGAUAGUCUUGGAUCAGGAUUAACCCCUCUACAUCUUUCUGACGAUGGUGAGGGAGGAGCAUUCCACUUCCAUGACCCCCCACCACCAUACACAGCUUAUAAAUAUCCUGACAUACAACAUCCUGAUGACCCACCACCUCCAUAUGAAGCAUCCAUCAGUCCAGGCAGCAUGCUGUGUGUCAACCAAGACUGUGAAUCUGGACAGACGAUGGAGCCAAGCAGCCAUCGACCUAUGGUAGAGGGUGCUGCUGGAGAUCAGGUGGAUGCCACAAACUUUACUCUACCAGCUGUGGCAGAGGAACUGGAAGAUUCAGCUGACAGCAGUACCUUGCUCGUGCCAUGUGACACAUGCUCAGAGAGUGAAGCACUAAGCAGUCACCCCACAAUAAACACUGUUGUAUAAAUGGGAUGGGUCUAUUACUGUUUUUUGAAGUAAAAGCAAAUGUUUGCAAUGUGCUGUACAGGCAAACACUAGUCUGAUGACUAUAAAAGGCUUAGUUCAGGUCUUCAGCAGUAGAUUUCCUGUUUCAAUGAGUGCGUUACUCCUCUGUGUAUAUAUUGAUGGUGGAAUGCAGCACCUUUCCCUGGAGACAGGUGCAGUAGGACUUUAGGAAGCUAAAGGGCAGCUGGAUUUGUGUUUUUUUUUAAAUAUAGAUUUUGCAUCUGAGUACAGAGCUUCAAGUUGAGAGGCUGGAACAGCCUUGAGUUGGUGGUUUUGCAUGCUGAAUAUAUACUGGCAUCUCAAAGCUCUUAUAACCGGGUCUUGCAAACUGGCAACAGAAGGGGUCAGUAGUCAGAAAGAGCUUUGUGAUAUUUCUAGACAAACAGAAGUGCACUUAUUGUCACCAUUCUGUUCUGUCAUUGGGCUACAGCAGUGAUGGAAGUGGGCUGUAUACUAAGAUGAAUGGUACUUGGAGAAUGCAUGUUGCAGAGACUGUUUACAAGGUUUUAGUGCUCGGGAAGUGGGGUGGGAGAUGCAGGCUGGGUGUUACUAAUCCUUUGGGUGUUUUGAGGCAAUACUAACGUGGAGGUGGAGUCAGUGCACUAGAGGAGGGAGUUACAGUCUCUCUCAAGCUGUAAGAGUGUCCACAGUCUUUCCCAGAUUAGGGGGUUUGCAGGCUGCCUCAGGGUCUCAUGGGCGCAAGGGGUGACUGGCUUUUUUGGUUUGGGGCCAGUGUUAACUGAUCCACUUGGACAGAGGGUGAGGGUCUGAAUUUGCAGAUAUUAUCCAAUAGUGCAAGGCUCAGUGUAUUUUUUUUGCCAGUACAGUAUCAGUAGCAGCAGUUAGUUAACCGGAAGGAGGCUGUGCUCCAAUCUCAGGCUGUUGAUGAAGGCACAAGAGGUCCUAUGUUCCCAGCCCGGGGGGACCAAAUGGCAGGACGGAAAUGCAUCCUGCGAGGCGUAGGGUUAGAGCCUGAGAGCAUAUUACCACGCUUUGUGCUCCCUUUCCUACUCGCUCCGCUGCAGAUUUUCAAUAUCAUGUUCAUUUCUAUUCAAGAAUGCCGAUUGAUAUAUUAAUAAGUGGAAUUAAUAUUGAUCAAUAAGUUGAUCAUUAUUACUGAUGCAGUUUUGAUUGAUAUUGAUAUGAACAGUGAUUUUGCGGUCAAUAUUGAUCACCCAUAUUGAUGUGGUUGGUUGAUAUCAGUCAAUGUUGAUCCUUGAUGUUGAUGUGGUUAAUAUUGAUGAAUGAUACCUUUGUCUUUGGGGCAACAUUUAGGGGGCAGUGACAUGUACUGUAGAUUUAGAUUGAUUAUGGAAUAAAGCAAGGAACAUUCCAGGGUAAGAAUAAUUACGUGGGGGGAAGCCAAUUUCAAGGAUCUGACUCCGAUAAAUUGAAAUCAGAGUUUGGCAGGUAAAUAGCAACUAAAUAAUGAGCUGCUUUUAAAGACGAGUUUGAGCACAGUUGAGGCACACACUCAGAGGAAAGGUAAAGCAAAUAAAUCCAGAGUUCCCAAAUGACACAAGAGGUACAAUUUAAGAUGUAGAGGCGAAAGUGUGCCUCUGGCCCACAUCAGGUGGACAGUACAGCAGAGAACCAUACCUGAGUAUAGAAGGUUUAGAGGGGAAGUGGAAGAGAAAGCAAAGAAAUAUAUCUUAAAAAACUGGCAGCUUGUACACAAGGAAAUCCCAAAGUCUUCUAAAGGCACAGUAAAAUGGUAGAAUGGAGGGAGCCUAUUAGGGACCAAAAAGGGGAUUUACAUGGGGGUCAUAGCCAGGGCAUUAAUGCUUUGCAUCUCAAGGAGGAAGAUGCUGUGCAGCCAUCACGAAAGAAGGCAGACUUCACAUACUUGAAGGGUCUAAAGCUGAUGAUGAGCUGGAUAGGCUGUUUCUCCUUACUAAACGUGAGGCACCAGAACAGGAUGAGAUGCAUCCAAAGAGAGUAGAACCUGAGGCCAUUAUUAUCAAUCUUACUUAGAAUCCGUGAUGGUGCCAAUGGGACUGGAGAUUUGCAGAUCUUACACCUUUGUUCAUAAAAAGUUUUUCAAGAUAAGCCAGGAAAUUACAGGCCAGUCAGUUUAACCUUUGAUAGGAAACCUUCUAAAACUAUAAGUUUAGAUUGAUUCAUCCACAUUUGUCCAAGUGACUAUUAAUUUUAAGUGAGCUCAUCUUGUUUAACUAACUUGCUGGAGCUUUUCAAAGGAACACAUUUGAUGAACUCAAUGCUGUUGAUGUGUGCAUAUCCUCAGGAAAGACAUUUGAUAUAGUGAGGUACAACAGACUUGUUAUAGCUUAUGGAAUAAGAGGUACUGUAGCAACAUGAUAUGAAAUUGGCUGAGUGACAGGAAACAAAACUUUUUCAUGUUUUUGGACUGGAGAGAGGAUGGUAGUGGAGAUCAACAGAGGUCAAUGUCAGGAUCCUUGCUGUUCCUUAUAUAUAUGAAUAAUCUAGACAUUGAUUUACAAGGCACAAUUUCAAAAUUUGUAAAUGGUGUAAAAUUUGAAAGCAUUGCGAACUGUGAGAAUGAUGACAUUGAUUUUAAGGAUCAUUGUCAGCUUGGUGGAAUUGGCAGCCAAGGUUUAAUGCAAGCAGAGUGAUGAAUUUUGGUUGGAAAAACAGAGGGAGACAAUGGGUGUAAUUUUAAAGGAGAUACAAGAGCACUGUGUAAAUGUGCAUAAAUCAUUGAAGAUAGCAGGAUUAGGUUGAAAGUGGUUAAUGAAGCCUGCAGUAUUUCAGGGUAUAUUAAUAGGGGUAAAGAGUACAAGAGCAGGGAGGUUGUGUUGAACAGUUACACAAUGCUGCUUUGGCCUUAACUGGAGCAUUGGCUUUAGUUCUGGGCACUGCACUUUAAGAAGUCAUUGGACAAGGUCUAGAGAAGAUUCAUGAGAUUGGUUCCAAGGAUGAAGAGUUUCAGUGACUUGUAUAUAUUGGAGAGGUUCACAUAAUUCUCUGCAAAAAGAAAAACAUUCAAAGGAAAUUUGCUAGUGCUCACAAUCAUGGGGCUGGACAGAGUUGAUAGGAAGAAACUGUUCCUGUUGGUAGAAGGAUCAAGAACAGGGCACAGAUUUAAAACAAGAAGUGACAUCAUGUAAUAAAAAGUUCCUGUGGCAAGUGGAAUGCACUUCUUGAGUAUGUGGUGGAGGCAGGUUCAGUAGGGGUACUUGGUGAGGCGAUGGCCUUAAUGGUAUUAUUGCUGAAAUGUUAACCCAGAGACCCAAAUAAUGUUCUGGGGACUUGAGUUUGAAUCCUGCCACAGUAGAUGAUGGAAUUUGAAUUCCAUAAAAUGUCUGGAAUUAAUCUAGUGAUGAUUAUGAUUGUUUCAUAACCAAUUAUUGUUGAUUGUUGCAAAAACCCAUCUGGUUCACUAAUGCCCUUUAGGGAAGGAAACUGCCAUCCUUACCUGGUCUGGCUUGCAUGUGACUCCAGACACACAGCAAUGGGGUUGACUGUUAACUGCCCUCUGGGCAACUAGUGAUGGGCAGUAACUGCAGUCUAGUCAGGGACACCCUCAUCCCGAGAAUGAAUAAACGUGAGAGAAUUGAAGGGCACUUUCUUUGGAGAGCUGUAACAGACAAGACUAGCUGAAGGAUACCUCAACCACUCAUUGGCCACAGCAGAGAAAAAGCCAGUGUGGCUGAUUGAUAUUGAUCAGUGAUAUUGGCCUUCACAUUUACGUGGAAAAAAUGUCCAUCCAGAUGGAGACUUUAGAAAUUGUGCACCACCUUUCUAUUGUGUAGCCACAAUUUCUGCCCUUGGAACUCAAUUCACAUAACCAGGUGCAUGCACGCACAAAACUAUUCAAAUACUGCAAUUACCAGAUGUUUGUAUUUAGUUUGUCUGUAAUUGAUCUUACUGUGGCAGUGGAAAGUUUUUGAUAUUUGGUGAAAUAUUAUGUAGAAAUUAAAUUUGAUACUGUUAAUCGGUCCAUGCGUGUUCAGGAGUUUCCAUUUUUCACUUUUUUGGCAGCACAUUCAAGUUUUCAUGUUGCUGUUAAUACAUUCAUUGAAAUGCCAAAUAAAUUCUAAAGUGGAGAUAA
Molecule: messenger RNA, 5894 nt
Organism: Stegostoma tigrinum
Lineage: Eukaryota; Metazoa; Chordata; Chondrichthyes; Orectolobiformes; Stegostomatidae
Gene: dgcr2
Product: DiGeorge syndrome critical region gene 2
Exons: 11
Coding region: 197-1822 (541 amino acids)
Cellular component (GO): membrane
Molecular function (GO): protein binding
Source: RefSeq, a predicted model, not a curated record